AUAAUAACAACUUUUUAAAAGCACUGGUUAGUUUAAAAGCCUGAGGAGAGAAUGACUGUUAAUAUAAUUAGAUUUCCAGCUCCAGUUUCCAGCAUGAGUCCCUUCUUUGUGCUGUCUCUCCUCUUUGGCCUGAUUUUCGGACAAGCAGCAUCACUCUGUGCUCCUUCUGAGUACACAAUCCACGUGGAGAAGCGGGAAUGUGCCUAUUGCCUGGCCAUCAACACCACCAUCUGUGCUGGAUUCUGCAUGACUCGGGACAGCAAUGGCAAGAAGCUGCUGCUCAAGAGUGCUCUGUCGCAGAACGUGUGCACGUACAAGGAGAUGCUGUACAGGACAGCGCUGAUCCCGGGCUGCCCUCACCACACCAUCCCCUACUACUCCUACCCCGUGGCUCUGAGCUGCAAGUGUGGCAAGUGCAACACUGACUACAGUGACUGUGUCCGUGAGAGGGUCAGGACAAACUACUGCACCAAGCCACAGAAGCUCUGUAACCUGUAAAGCUGUCAGUGGGAUGGGGUGAAAUGUACUGCUCUGCUCACACCUCAAAGAAAUAAAACUGUUCAUAUUCGGUUUGCAACCUGCUGUGCACAAAGAUUUAUUCUGAAGGGGUAUUGUUGGUUGUUUCAAUUAAUUUGGUGUACUGAGACAAGGAGAAAUGAAUGAUAAAGGCUGUAUGGUUGUACUGAGAACCCACAUGAAUUCACUUUGCAGAUGGAGGAGACAGAACUGUGUGGAUGUAUCAGCCUUU
Molecule: messenger RNA, 748 nt
Organism: Zonotrichia leucophrys gambelii
Lineage: Eukaryota; Metazoa; Chordata; Aves; Passeriformes; Passerellidae
Gene: TSHB
Product: thyroid stimulating hormone subunit beta
Exons: 3
Coding region: 52-498 (148 amino acids)
Biological process (GO): G protein-coupled receptor signaling pathway
Cellular component (GO): extracellular region; cytoplasm
Molecular function (GO): hormone activity
Source: RefSeq, a predicted model, not a curated record